Gambusia affinis (western mosquitofish) is the source of this 3218-nucleotide messenger RNA. RefSeq names its product zona pellucida sperm-binding protein 3-like. Lineage: Eukaryota; Metazoa; Chordata; Actinopteri; Cyprinodontiformes; Poeciliidae. The transcript has 8 exons. Gene Ontology annotation, biological process: binding of sperm to zona pellucida; positive regulation of acrosome reaction; egg coat formation. Gene Ontology annotation, molecular function: acrosin binding. Gene Ontology annotation, cellular component: extracellular matrix. The coding region runs from base 51 to 1334 and encodes 427 amino acids. The record is from RefSeq and is a predicted model, not a curated record.
AUAUUCUCUACAGCAUCUGGAGAACUCCUCAGAUCACUUGUAGUGAAGCCAUGAUCAUGAAAUUAAUUGCCGUUUGUGUUGUGGUGCUGGUCUCUUUUGGUAGCUUCUGUGAUGCAAAACCUGGUAAACCAUUACCUCCCAAACAACCACUUCAGCCGUCCCAACAAUUGCAGACAUUUGAGAAAGAGCUCACCUGGAAAUACCCUGAUGAUCCCCAGCCUGACCCCAAGCCUAAUGUGCCAUUUGAGCAGAAAUAUCCAGCAACGGUUCCUGCUGCAACUGUUGCUGUUGAGUGCAGAGAAGCCAUAGCUCACGUGGAGGCCAAGAAGGACUUGUUUGGCAUCGGGCAGCCCAUCAAUCCAAACGACCUCGUCUUGGGUAACUGUCCACCUACUGGAGAAGACCCUGUCGCUCAAGUGCUGAUUUAUGAAGUUGAACUGCAUAAAUGUGGAAGCCAGCUAACUACGACAGAUGAUGCCCUCGUCUACACCUACUUUCUCAACUAUAGCCCUUCAAAUUUGGGUAUUACUCCAAUUUUAAGAACCACCCAAGCUCCUGUGAUUGUGGAAUGCCACUACCCAAGGAAGCACAAUGUGAGCAGCCUUCCUGUUGAACCCCUGUGGGUCCCUUUCUCUGCAGUUAAGAUGGCUGAGGAGUUCUUGUAUUUCACUAUGAAACUUAUGACUGAUGACUGGCUCAAUGAAAGGCCAAGCUACCAGUAUUUCCUUGGAGACCUGAUCCGUAUAGAGGUUACCGUCAAGCAGUACUUCCAUGUACCCCUGCGUGUUUACGUGGACAGAUGCGUGGCUACGCUCUCACCUGAUGCAACUUCCAGCCCCACUUAUGUUUUCCUUGAUAACUUUGGGUGUUUGGUUGAUGCCAGGAUCACAGUCUGUGACUCAAGGUUUAUGGCUCGCACUGAAGAGAAUAAACUUCAGUUCCAGUUGGAGGCCUUCAGGUUCCAGAAUCCUGAUAGUGGAUUGAUCUACAUUACCUGUCACUUGAAGGCAACAUCUACUGCCCAUCCCAUAGACGGCCAGCACAGAGCUUGUUCCUACCUUGGCGGAUGGAGAGAGGCUAGUGGAGUUGAUCCAGCUUGUGCUUCUUGUGAGUCUGGUGAUGUGGUGUUGUAUACAUCUCCAGGAAUUACAUUUGGUAACCCCCUCGCCAUUAGUAGUGAUGGUGGAGGAAGACAACAAGCUCCUGGCGAUCCAAUAGUCCCUUAUCUUUCCCCAUUUUCAAGGAAAGCUCGUGAUGUGACCCAACCUGAACUUUUGGAAUGGGAAGGUGAUGUCACUCUGGGUCCCAUCCCCGUCAUGGAGAAGAAACUCUAAAAACCAGAAGUGUCGCAUGAUUUGCCUCUGUAGCCAUGAACACCAAAACAAUCAAUAUCAUUGGUUCAUAUCUCUAUAGGCCUGUUGCGAUAAACAAUACAUCAAUUAGUACGAUAAAUGAAAGUUACCGAUCUCAUUUUAAUUUAUCGGUUUAUCAUUUCAUCCUGCCUUUUUUCUUUCUAUUGCUGACACUGGAUGAUAAUAGGCUCAACUCUGGUGCUCUCCACUAACUUUUCCCUUCCUAAUUUCCUUAGUGUAGUGCCAAGUUCACACUAUACGAUUUUAGAACUGUCAGCCGAUCAUCUGCCCAUUUUCAAAUCCUGAGAGACCACACAUUAAUUGACAAAAAAUUGUAGGCAUUUAUAGGCAUAUGACGACAUAAGCCACACCAAGAGCAACACACCACCCUCUCACACACUCUCUCUCACACUGCAUUCAGAUUUCAGACAGAAAAUCCUGUAAAAGUCCACUACAUCAUACGUGAAUUAAUGUAAACAAACACGGCUGAUGACGAAGCAGUAGCGAUAGUUUGUGAGCUUAUUUUAAGCGAUAAAAGAUGUAACAAAAAGAGGAGGCGUUGAAUAAAGGAGUGAAGGACGGUCCUUUAUUUGCUGCACUAUGAUGUGGAGGUAAAUUAUUCAGCUUUUUUCGUCUUUACCAUUUGUGUGUUUAAACUUCAUCGGCUAAUUAGUAUUUACCGUUUUAAUGUUUAAAAUUACAUUGAGAACAAUGUGCACAACAUAAUGGCUACAAGUCCGGUAAAUUAAUUUUAAAACCAGGCAUUAAUCAACGUUUUACUAGAAUCUAUGUGCAAUACAUGUGGCUAGUGUCAGCAAAAGUCUUGACUGAAUGAAUAACCUUCUCAUUAUAACCUAUGUACAGCUGAAAAGUUGCCUGGGUUAUCAACUGCAGUACCAGUUUCGCUCCAACUCCUCCUCUUGUCAUUUCUGUGAAUAUUCUUUCACGAAUAAACAUCAAUGUUGUUUCCAUAUCUUCUCCGAUGUCCGCUGGACUUUGGGUUGCGCUAUGUCAGCUGUUUGGGAUUCCCCUCGGUGGUUCCCCACAGAAAGCUUGGAGGGGAAUUCAUGCUUUCUGAUAGGCUACCUGUCACAUUCGACAACUUGCAUUCUCGCUCCCAGUCGGGGAAAACCCUACACGCUGCAGCGAUAAAGUGGCCAAGACAAUACAGCAUAUUCAAUAUGCCUGAUUUAGAUCGGAGCGGCCAGGACCCUGGAACCGAUCAGUUGGAACUCACCCCACAAUACAGGAUGGGUUAUGAUUAUUGCAAGCUACAAUCUUAAAACUGGAGCUUCUUAGAUUGUCUUAAGGGGGAAUUCUUUUGGUUGCAUGUAGUUUUUAUUUCCAUUUUGAUUUUAUGUUGUUUAUUUUUUAUUCAAGUGUAUUUUUUGUUGAUGAGGACUGAGAGUCAAUUUUUAUUUUUGUUUUUGGUUAUUUUGUUUAUUUAGUUUACUAGUUCCAGUGUUUAGUGUUCUUUUGAAAAUAAAGUGUAUCUAUUUUUGCAGGAUAUCGCUUGCAUUAUUAUGUCAUUACCAUUACAUCAGUUAAAAAUGGUUUUCAAACAAUAUUAUCGUUUAUCGCAAUACUUUUUGAGACAAUCGCUUAGCAAAAUUUGUUAUCGUGACAAGCCUAUGUCUGUUAUGCUCUUGCUUCAUGUAAGCUGUUCUUGAAAGUGGAACAACAUCCCACUCAGUCUCUUAAAAAAACCCUAAAAUUUCAACAACAUACUAAAAAAAAACUUACUUUAAAUUAACUUCUAUGUAAUGCUAUUGAGUCCAAUUGGGUCCAUGUUUGUGGACCCAGUGUGUCCAGCACCUAAUCUGUGACUUUCUCCAUUUCACAAAAAUAAAAAAUGCAACUGUCUAA